Peromyscus eremicus (cactus mouse) is the source of this 4633-nucleotide messenger RNA. It is a transcript of the gene Mfn2, whose product is annotated as mitofusin 2. The transcript is spliced from 19 exons. The record is from RefSeq and is a predicted model, not a curated record. Gene Ontology annotation, molecular function: GTPase activity; GTP binding. Bases 559 to 2832 code for a protein of 757 amino acids. Lineage: Eukaryota; Metazoa; Chordata; Mammalia; Rodentia; Cricetidae. Gene Ontology annotation, cellular component: mitochondrial outer membrane. Gene Ontology annotation, biological process: mitochondrial fusion; mitochondrion localization.
UUUUUGUCUCUUAUGUUGGAAAACACAAGUGAGCUUUGGAGUCACAGCUAGUGUAUCUUGGUUUUAGCUUGGCCACAUGACUGCAUACAUCUAAGUAUCCUAAGCCCAAGUUUAUUCCAUAGACCUGAGAAUGGAAGGGGUUCCUUUUCAGCAGCUGGGAUACUGGCUUCCAGUCAGGUCUCCUCCUCUUUCUUUCCACACCCCUGCUAGUUGACCGUUUCCCUGUCCUCACGGCCAGGCCUUGUCCUGGUUCAGCUCCCUUCUCUCUCCGCUGGAUGUGCCUUUUCGGGAACCUCAUUGACACUUGCGCUAGCACGUGGCUAAGAAUGUGUUUGUGCAUGCCUGUGUUUGUGUCCCUUGUCAUCGUUUUCCCCUCCCCCUCCACACUUCCUCACCUGCUCCUGAAGUACCUCAUUGGGACAGGUGGAGUCAACACCGUGAGUAGCCAACCUGGACCUGAGUCAGCACAGAAGAGACCUCAAGUUCUUUUCAUCUUUUUGACUCCAACCAUGUCCACGAUGCCCACCCUGUGAAGGUCUCUUACCAGCUAAAAACGAGAUGUCCCUGCUCUUCUCUCGAUGCAACUCCAUCGUCACCGUCAAGAAGGAUAAGCGACACAUGGCUGAGGUGAAUGCUUCCCCACUCAAGCACUUCGUCACUGCCAAGAAAAAGAUCAAUGGCAUUUUUGAGCAGCUGGGGGCCUACAUCCAAGAGAGUGCCAGCUUCCUUGAAGACACCCACAGGAAUGCAGAACUGGACCCAGUCACUACAGAAGAGCAGGUCCUGGACGUCAAAGGGUACCUGUCCAAAGUCAGGGGAAUCAGCGAGGUACUGGCCAGGCGGCACAUGAAGGUGGCUUUUUUUGGCCGGACGAGCAAUGGGAAGAGCACCGUGAUCAACGCCAUGCUCUGGGACAAAGUUCUGCCGUCUGGAAUUGGCCACACCACCAAUUGCUUCCUGCGGGUGGAGGGCACAGAUGGCCAUGAGGCCUUCCUCCUCACUGAGGGCUCGGAAGAGAAGAAGAGCGUCAAGACAGUGAACCAGCUGGCCCAUGCUCUCCACCAGGACGAGCAGCUGCAUGCAGGCAGCCUGGUGAGUGUGAUGUGGCCCAACUCCAAGUGCCCACUUCUGAAGGACGACCUCGUGCUGAUGGACAGCCCUGGGAUCGAUGUCACCACUGAGCUGGACAGCUGGAUUGAUAAAUUUUGCCUGGAUGCCGAUGUCUUUGUGCUGGUGGCCAACUCAGAGUCCACACUGAUGCAGACGGAGAAGCAGUUCUUCCACAAAGUGAGCGAGCGUCUCUCCCGGCCCAACAUCUUCAUCCUGAACAACCGCUGGGACGCGUCUGCCUCGGAGCCUGAGUACAUGGAGGAGGUGCGGCGGCAGCACAUGGAACGCUGCACCAGCUUUCUGGUGGACGAGCUGGGCGUGGUGGAUCGAGCUCAGGCCGGGGACAGGAUCUUCUUCGUGUCUGCCAAGGAAGUGCUCAGUGCCAGGGUCCAGAAAGCCCAGGGCAUGCCAGAAGGAGGGGGCGCCCUUGCAGAAGGAUUUCAAGUGAGGAUGUUUGAGUUUCAGAAUUUUGAGAGGCGAUUUGAGGAGUGCAUUUCCCAGUCUGCAGUGAAGACCAAAUUUGAGCAGCACACAGUCCGGGCCAAGCAGAUCGCAGAGGCUGUUCGUCUCAUCAUGGACUCCCUGCACAUUGCGGCUCAGGAGCAGCGGGUUUACUGUCUGGAGAUGCGGGAAGAGCGGCAAGACCGGCUGAGAUUUAUUGACAAGCAGCUGGAGCUCCUGGCUCAAGACUAUAAGCUGAGAAUUAAGCAGAUUACAGAGGAAGUGGAAAGGCAGGUGUCCACAGCCAUGGCCGAAGAGAUCAGACGCCUCUCUGUGCUGGUUGAUGAGUACCAGAUGGACUUCCACCCAUCCCCAGUCGUCCUCAAGGUUUAUAAGAAUGAACUGCAUCGCCAUAUAGAGGAAGGCCUGGGCCGGAACAUGUCUGACCGCUGCUCCACUGCCAUCUCCAGUUCCCUGCAGACUAUGCAGCAGGACAUGAUAGAUGGCUUGAAGCCCCUGCUUCCUGUGUCUGUGCGGAGUCAGAUAGACAUGCUGGUCCCUCGCCAGUGCUUCUCCCUCAGCUAUGACCUGAACUGUGACAAGCUGUGCGCUGACUUUCAGGAGGACAUUGAGUUCCACUUCUCCCUUGGAUGGACCAUGCUGGUGAACAGGUUCCUGGGCCCCAAGAACAGCCGCCGGGCCUUGAUGGGCUACAGUGAUCAGGUCCAGCGUCCUAUCCCUCUGACACCUGCCAACCCCAGUAUGCCCCCCUUGCCGCAGGGCUCCCUCACGCAGGAGGAGCUUAUGGUCUCCAUGGUUACCGGCCUGGCCUCUCUGACGUCCAGGACCUCCAUGGGCAUUCUCGUGGUCGGAGGAGUGGUGUGGAAGGCAGUGGGCUGGAGACUCAUCGCCCUCUCCUUUGGACUGUAUGGCCUCCUGUACGUCUACGAGCGGCUGACCUGGACCACCAGAGCUAAGGAGAGGGCCUUCAAGCGCCAGUUUGUGGAAUAUGCCAGUGAGAAGUUGCAGCUCAUUAUCAGUUAUACUGGCUCUAACUGCAGCCACCAAGUCCAGCAGGAACUGUCUGGGACAUUUGCUCAUCUGUGCCAGCAAGUUGACAUCACCCGAGAUAAUCUGGAGCAGGAAAUUGCUGCCAUGAACAAGAAAGUUGAGGCUCUGGAAUCACUUCAGAGCAAAGCCAAAUUGCUCAGGAAUAAAGCUGGCUGGUUGGACAGUGAACUCAACAUGUUCACACACCAGUACCUGCAGCCCAGCAGAUAGUGGGCAGCUGGGGCAGGCCUGCACUGAGAAGAGGCAGGGCCGCGCCUCCCCUCAGCUCCAGUCCUUGGCCACUGCAGAGAGAAGGAAAGCACCCACCGUCCUGUACUGUUUGGAGUCCUUCAGCACCAGUUACUCCUACCCUGCAGGAAGACCCUGGCUCCUACCCUAAAGGAGACUGACAAGGAUUGACGGCUCGGCACCAAGGAGUCAUGCAUGUCCGUGUCUGCUCAUCAUGUUCACUUGGUUGAAAUUCACUGUGCAUUUGAUAAGGUCUUCCUAAGGGUAGCACCCUGCAGAAUGACUGAGGGGAACCCUCACAGGCAUCAGGCAGACACUCCCACCUUCUCCAGCCCGAGCACACCUACCGAGAAAGACAAUGUUGGGAUGACUGGACUCCCCGGAAGAUUUCAGGGUAGUUCUGGAAGGGCCAGGUUUGUCCUAGGACUUGUAGCUUGUGUUUGGCCCUCAGCUUUAGCGCUUUUCCCCACUUGCAGAGUCUUUCGGUUGUGCUUGGCGGCCAGGCUCAACACACCCUGGGCUUUAGACUCAGGCAGCUCGUAUGGGAAGCUGGGGACCUCUGCCAGCCAGAGCCGAGGGAGAGCUCAGGAGAAGGCAUGUGGAUUAGGGUAUCAGAUGUGGUAGUGCUGUUGGUCUCGGACAUCAUGGUGAGAUGGGACUUGCCUCCCUUCUUGCCAUUGUGGCCCUUGAUCUUAUUUCAGCUCUUGGCCUGUUAGUCCUGGUUUAUUAGUGAGAGCUAGUUGGUCCAGGUGGUUAAAGGAUGUAGCAGGAGGGAUGGUGGAGGAUGGGAGCUGCCUGGGAUGUCUGGAGGAGGUAGGUACAGAAGAGAGCCCUCCGUCUGAGGGGCACACAAGCCUGUGAGCUCACCUCCCUAACUGCAGCUCCUCCCACCCUGCUGCAAGCUCCCUGCGGCCACCGUCCUCUAGACUGAACCCUGUGCCAGUGAUUGCAGCUGGCCGCACAACAGCAUGAGAAGCCUGGCAGCCAUUUUCCCACUGCCCUGACCCUCAAACCUCCUCUUCUGCUCCUGAAACCUGCUGCUGCUUGCUUAGUCUCCUGUCGACUCUGAACUUCCACUGCUGAAUGUUGAAAUUGUUACUGGUCACAGUGGGGAAGAGUCCAGUCACCGAGGUUGGCUGUCUUAGAAAAGCAGUUUCGGGGUGAUGAAGCCUUUGUAGACCAGAUAGAGAGUGUCUUAGAGACAAACCAUGGGGCUCCAGCCCCUCCCAGAACCCGUAGCCAGGAGCUCCCGUGGGGACAAGGUCCUGCUGGUUGAGUGCCCGUGGCCAUGUCCUUCCUCUCCUGCCCAUGUCUGUGCUCACUUGCCCCUCAGUCUACCCUGUCUGCUGGGACGGUGAUGGUGUUGGUCAAGGUCAGCCUGUAAUGGGAAGAAGUUGUGAGUGUAUUGCCAGCCUGGACAGAUGGGAUCACCUCACAGUGGGUUAGGACAAAUCAGUGUCACAUCCCAACGAAUGUUGUAUUCUCUUUGGGGAAAAAAAUAGAAUAAACUCUCUUUCAGUAUAGCCCCUGAGUAAUGAAUGAAAUUUGGAGCUUGUAUAAGUAAAAAUUCCAUUUGUACCGCCAGGGAGAGCCUGUACCUGAGACGUUUAGCGGAGCACUUUCGUUUCUUGCUGCUAAGUGUUGUGUGAUCUUGGCUGGGGCACGAAAGGCUCCUGACACAGUGAGUUUGCUUCUGGUAUAUUUAAGGUGAUGCAGCUGUCUGAGUUACCUGUAUCUCUGCUGUUGUAUUGGAAACUAAAAUAAAGCCCCAGUUGUGACCCUG